Capsicum annuum is the source of this 2892-nucleotide messenger RNA. RefSeq lists its product as uncharacterized. The coding region runs from base 1066 to 2511 and encodes 481 amino acids. Lineage: Eukaryota; Viridiplantae; Streptophyta; Magnoliopsida; Solanales; Solanaceae. The record is from RefSeq and is a predicted model, not a curated record. The transcript is spliced from 5 exons. Gene Ontology annotation, molecular function: DNA binding.
AAUGUAGUAGUACAUGACAAAUUAAUAAAACGAACGAAAAGGGCUAAUUUUAGGACAUUGCAAGCUCUGCAACUUAGAAAAAGUUGUUUCCAUUUUCCAACCAACAGUUUUGUUUGCUCUCACUUUACUGUUUCUUCUGUUUAUGCUCCUCUCCAUGUGUGUAUCACACUAGAAAUAUGCAUAUUUUUCUUUGAUUUUUAGCUGCUCUCAACAGGUAAUACCCAAGAUUUUGUAAUGUGGUUAUGUAGAAACAUGUUAUAAUAUCUGAUUUAGGUGAUGGGUUGUAAGGAUCAUGCCUGGCUACAUUUAAAAUUUUCUGCUUCGAUUGUUAGCCUUACUUGACUACACAGAACAUGCAUGUAACCGAUUUCAGUGAGACACUAUCCUUGGAAAUUGAAGGGACAUUGUUAUGUUACCUCAUUAAUUAUUGUUGCUCAAGGUUCAAACUAUUAUCUGUUAAGAAAAUAUAAAAUAUUUUUUUAAUAAAAUUAUUGUCCGUGUGAAAUUUUGAUUUUUCCCCUUUGUUAGUUGCUUCUGCAUCUAUAGGUUCUACUUGUUGUGUAGCAGCGUGCAUAAUGAUCCAUUUGCUCCUAUGACACUAGCUACGUAGAUCUAUUCUUGAAAACUGAAAGGUAGUCGAAAGGAAGUCUGGAGUAACCGGUAAAGUCGUUGCUGUGUGACUAGUAGAUCAGGGGUUCAAGCCAUCGAAACAGCCUCUUGCAUAAGGUAAGGUAAGGUAAGGCUGUGUAGAAUAGAACCUUGUGGUUCGGCCCUUCCCGGACCUGUGCAUAGCGGGAGCUUAAGUGUAUGAGACUGCCCUUUUCUUUUCAAAGGUAGUCGAUAGAAUUUGCAAAAGGGUGAUGACCAUCAUGUUGAACCUUAAUAAGUUGCCUAGAUAGUGUUACAUCAUUUAUUUUUUUUAACAUCUUAAUAUGCCUUGGUUCACCAUUUCAUCUGUUCUUUUAAUUAAUAUUAUUUUCUAAACUUAAACUUCUAGUCGAUACUUUCAUAUACUUUUGUAGGAUUUAAAAGUUUCUGGAAAAGCAUACUCUGUAUAGGGAGGAGAUGCAACGCGAGAACAAAGCAUGUGAUGGGUGCAAGGACUGCCGGUUGAUACAUGGAAAGGGGGUUAUUUCUUUCUUUAAAGUAAUGAUUGACAAAAGUUUCUUAAAAGUUCUGCAUUUUCCCCCAAAGUUUGCUCGAUCAGUUUCACACCUGACUGAUCAGAAGACUUAUUUGGAGGACUCAAGUGGACGGCGAUGGAGGGUAAGAGUGUGUAAGCAUGGUGGUUCACUUGCAAUCAAACAGGGGUGGCCUGAAUUUUCAUCAGAACAUGGUCUGAAAGUGGGCGAGUUCUUGGUUUUCCACUAUGUUCAGGAUAAGCACUUCAUUGUUCAAAUAUUUGGAACAAGCGCUUGUGAGAAAAUCAAGUUCUGCAGUGACGUUGGCAAAGGAAGAAAAAGAGCAAGAACUUACCUAGAAGCAACUAACCCCGUUGAGCUGCUUCAAACAACUGCUAUAGAUUCAGUCAAGAAAAAGAGUAGAUUAUCGGCUGCAUUAGAGUCUGAAAAGGCCACAUACAAGCCAAAUAUUGUCAACUUUGCAGUAAAUGUUGAUACUGUCACUGAGAAGGGAUGGUCAGUGCAUUCAGCUAUACAUGUGGAUGAAUCAUUUUGUGUGAUUGAUAAAAAUACUCAAUAUGAUCAAGAAGAUGACAGGUUGUGCUUGCAUCUGUCAAGUUUUGAGAUGCCAGCAAGCAAACCUGUUGAAGAAGGAAUUAGCAGUCCCUUAAAAGGUAACAAUGGAAAUGAUAAUCAUGUUGAUACCAAUUCAAGAUCAAAAACAGAACCAAAUUUAAAUUUAGAGAACAAGAAGUUAAAUUCAGAAGCACUGUUGUCACAGCUUGAGGCUGGAAUCAAGGCAACCAAUAUGGUUAGUAGACCAGCAGAGGAUGUUCCACCGCUAGCAGAGGAUAUUCCACCACUGGGUCCAAAAUAUAAGAAUUCCUACGAAGUAUCUCAGUUUCCUAGGGAACCAAGAGUAAUCAAGAAAGAAUUAGAGGAAGCCAGGGAAGCAAGAGUAAUCAAGAAAGAAUUAGAGGAUAUAGCAACAGAAGCAUUUUCUCCUGCUAGAGCAAUACACGGAGGAGAGUAUGCAAAUGGUAAUCAAAAAGUCAUCAAAUGUGAGCCUGCUGAUUCAAGAGAUGCACCAUCCCUAAAUGCAGUCAACUAUUCAUGUUUGCUGGAGAUUGAUGGCCGAGAUUUUCUGGAAUUACCAGAAUCCUGGCGAAAACAUUUACUGAAAAAGGCAAAGCAGGGAAGGAUGAUUAUUUUUCUCAGAGGACCGGAUAAAAGAAUCUGGCCUGUCUUUUAUCACAGUAGAUCACGUUUUAAUGUUUUGACAUGUGGAUGGAAACAAGUUGCUGCAGCUUAUGGCCUGAAUCCAGGAAAUGAAUGUCUUUUUCAACUUGUAGAUCAGCGGGAAUGUAUAUUUGAUGUACGCAAAAUAUGAAAGUCCAAAAGUAAGAUACCCAAAGAACUAGUUGGAGUCUAUUACCUUAAGCAGUUACAGGGGGAAUGAAAGAGGAGCUAUGCCAGUCUCUCAUUAUUGGUUUUUGAACAACUUUAAACUGUUGCCUUGCUGGGUCAUAUCCUAUUUGGUACUAUCUUUUUGAAGCUGCACUUUAUGUACUACUGUUACUCAUAUACUCUUCACAAAUUAUCAUUUCAUCAUAGACAAACUUGGGAUUUGAUAUCCUGGGUAGAUCUGUUCAGGCUCAUAGAAACCUAUCUAGUAAUUUUCGCAACUCUUAUCAUAGAAGUCGGUAAUAUUUUGAGUACAGUUACAUGUUUGCUCAACUUUUUUUAUCUGAUGAGGUCCAAUUUCAAAGAA